Microbotryum saponariae is the source of this 2370-nucleotide messenger RNA. The record is from the annotation of a GenBank genome assembly. Lineage: Eukaryota; Fungi; Basidiomycota; Microbotryomycetes; Microbotryales; Microbotryaceae.
AUGUCGAUGAGCGCCACGUCAAAAGAACGCGACAGCAUCUUUGCCGUCCUGCGUGCCCAAAAGGCCAACAAGGUACGUACUGUCGGUGAUGAGGUCGCAGAGGAGGAUUAUUUCGUGACCUAGUCGUCGAGGGUGGUGGGAUAACAGCUGUCAUGACACGUUCGCUGACACCCGGCAUUCUCCUCGCGCUGUGCCUGUCGCCGUCGACCAUGCCCUCCUCGAUGAUCGUUCGGUCGGAUUGGAUGUCGCGCUCACCUGCCACGCGGCGCCAUCAUUCAUUCCUCGUCGGCGCUCUCUCCGGUUCGCCCACUCAGAUGUGCGCCGACUGUCGCGCCAAGGUACGUGUCCGAGCGCGCGAGGGCUGUCCGUCCCCGUCCGACCCUUGGCGUGAAUCGACGACCGGCGCGCCUCCCGCUUCUCCUUGCCUCGGCGAUGGCUGAUGAUGCGCUACGCCGUCUUCUAACUCGAAUACAGAAUCCGACUUGGUCAUCCGUCACCUUUGGCGUCUACAUCUGCCUCGACUGCUCUAGGUGCGCUUCUUGCCCGAGCGCGGCAUCGCGUCCUUUCGCGACGGCGAGCAACACUUUGCUGACCGACCUCUAUACACGCAUGUAUGCUACGCAAUGCAUUUCUUUCUCGUGUAACAGCGGUCACCGAAAUGCCGGUGUGCACGUCACUUUUGUUCGGUACGUUGGCCACCAGCCCUUCGCCUUGACCGGAGUGGGCUCUUCCGCAAAAGAAUUGGUCAAUAUCUGACAUUUUUGGCGAACGCCCCCCGCGUAGAUCUACCAACCUCGAUGUAUGGUCAUGGAAGCAACUGCGGGUGAUGAAGGUCGGUGGCAACGCCGCCUUCAACGACUUUUGUGCGCGUCACCCCGGUUCGGUGCAGAACUCUCAAGACACGACCGCCAAGUACACUUCCCGCGCUGCAACGCUGUAUAAGGACGAGCUAGCCAAGCGGGCCGCCGAGGACGAACGUAUCUUUGGUCCCCACCUCGUGAACGUCGAAGGCGCGAACAUCGACGCCGCUGCGAGCGCUCAAGCCGGAGGUGCGGCCGCCGGUGAUUUCUUUGACACGUGGGACGCCGCGCCGAAGCCGAAAGCGACUUUGGCCCCCGUGCAACCCAACCUCAUCUCCUUUGGCCUCUCACCUGGCAAUACCCCUCUUAACUCCCGUCCCGGCUCGCCCGCCGUCACUGCUGCUGGCAACGGCUCACGCUCGGGCACACCUCUGCCACGUACGGGGUCGCCGGCCUCGGGGACCUCGCCAGCUGCGAGCGCCACACCUGCCGCUGCCGCUCCUCCGCGAACGGUGACUUCUUCAGCAUUACGUACGACGCGCGCAACCGCGGCCGGUGCGUCUCGCCCAAGAACAACUCUCGGCGCAACCCGAACGACCUCAUCCUCCGGUCUGUCCGGUGGGUCCAGUCUCGGUGGCGGUGGCGGUGCGGCCAAGGGCAAGUUGGGAGGGGUCAAAAAGGUCGGUGGGACCGUGAACUUUGAAGAGGCGGAGCGUAAAGCCCGGGAAGAGGAACAAAGGAUCAAACAAUUGGGUUACGAUUCGAGGGCCGAGGCUGAAGCCGCUCAAAAAGCCGCUGCGGCGAGUGCGGCCGCUUCUUCUGCCGCUACGAGAGGGUCGAGGAAUGGAACGACGUCCGGUACGGGCGUCGGUGCCAAGGCCGCGGAAAGGAAGGAGAGCGUCGAUACGGAACGAUUGGGAAUGGGGAUCAAACGCCUCGGGUUCGGUCAAACGAUGGGCAUGUCCGGAUCCGAAUCGGCCGCGCUGGCCGAGAAAGAAAGGAAACUCGCCGAACGAAGGGCCCGCGGGUUCGGCGAUGAUUAUCAAGAACCGGUCGACAAUUACGCGCGAAAAACGUUCGGCGCGCAAAAGGGUAUUUCGUCGGAUAUGUACCAUCAGACGGGGGCGUAUGAUGCGAAUUCGGCCAAGGAGGCGAAGGAGAGGUUGCAGCAGUUCAAUGGUGCGACCGCGAUUUCAUCGAGGUCAGUUUUCUUUUCUCACGGGGGCCUGAGGCGUGAUACAGUUCAUUGACGCAUCUUCGUGUCUCCUGUCCGCCCGCAGUAUGUACUACGGGCGCAACGAAGACGAGGACAACGAGGGUGAGGAAUCGAUCCUACAGGCCAACGGACUCGGAGGCUUGGAAGCGAGUGCGCGGGAUGCGGUACGCAACUUUAUGGAGACGACGGGUAUCGAGAGCGCGGAUGAUGUGCAUUUGGCGUUGAGGCAGGGGGCUUCGAAGGUGAGCUUGCACAGAGUGGUGAGGGUAGGGGACAGGGGAGGGGAAGGGGCAGUUGCUGACGGAUGCGUUGUGAUUUGUACAGUUGUCGGAUUUCAUCAACCGAUACGCUUAA